AUGAUGUCCGCCUAUUGUGCGACUGCACUGGACGAUGUUGAUACAAUUGAGUUGGAAUAUGUUGACGCUAUUUUAAUAUCACAUUCCCAGAGCCUCAUUACGUUGCCCUAUUUGACUGAUGUGAAAAAAUACUUUGGAAAGGUGCUUGCCCCUGCUCCCUUGGUACAAUUUGGAAAAGUCCUUAUUGAUGAUUUAUUUGCUCACUCUGAGUUCAUAUCGUCAAACGUGAUGGAUUCUGUUGAGAAGCGAAUACACGAUAGUUCGCGUUGGUUGCCACGUUAUACUAAAGAACAGGCUUCCAGCGCUAUGUCAAAGGUCCAAGCUCUUGCCUACAAUCAAUACGUGGACUUUUUUGGUCUUGUGAAAGUCAAGUGUGCAUCUGCUGGUUACGAAAUCGGAAGUUGCAACUGGAUUAUGAAAACAGAUUAUGAGAAGAUUGCUUACAUUUCUCGUUCAUCUCUCUAUCCAUCAUUUGCAUUGCCUCUGGACUUUUCCGAUUUUCGAGAUGUCGAUGUACUUAUAGUUGGAGCAGUAAACACUUCCAAUUCUCUUCCCUUUGAUGUUGCUCUUCAGCGUUUUAAAACUAUUACAGUCAUUGUUUUAGUGCAGACAUUGGCUCGCGGUGGACACGUCUUGAUCCCAACAAUGCCCUCUGGACUUAUCUAUAAUCUUCUUGAAGCUGUUGAGGCAGCCAAGAGUGAGUUUGAUGGUAAGAUAAUUGAGGCAUUUGAUCAGCCGGUUUGUGGUGAUGAUGAUUGUGUCAAGUCCUCAAGAGGGACAUCGACGACAUCCACUCAUAUCGGAGGCACUUCAUUGAUUGGGAGGGUUGGCGAAUCUCCCUCAUACUUUAUCUCUGCAGCAGCAAAGGCCAGUUUGGUUUAUGUCAAUGCAUUUGUCGAGUGGUUGGUCUCUGAGAAGCAGAUUAAAACCUCCGAUCCUCGUUUGCCCUUCUCUUUUGAUGAACGUAUUAAUAAAGAUAGGCUGAUGGUGCUGAAUUCUCUCCACUCCUCUCCUAAUGUUUGGGCCUCAAAUCCCAUCGUUCUCUUCUCUGGCCAUCCCUCCUGCCGAGUUGGAAGUGCAGUGCAUCUCAUUCGAGCUCUCUCCCUCGGAGUGGGCAGACAACGACCCCAGUCAGGUCAGGCUCAAAUUCAACAGUGGUUCAAUCUCAAUGCUCUCAUUCUCGUUCAGUCAGAUGAAUUUUGGUACGUUUUGCCCCCUUUAUGUAAUUGUUAUUACCUGAAAAAUAAGAUUAAUCGUUUCAAAAAUUAUAUUGAAUUAACUUUAUCAUUUUCCAAGUAUAAGGAUGAACAUGAGUGUUUGAAAAGUCUCCUUCAACCGUUGGGAAACUUCGGUGAGUUCACAAGCACCAAUGACACAAUUCUCGGGGUUCCUGUGUGCCGAUUGGGAGUCGGUUUGACAGCCUAUUGGCUGCCCCUGCGCUUUGAUAUCUCUAUAGAUCAACUUCCAACGUUAUUGAAGAAGUGUGGUGCCCCUAAACAGGCCCUCAUACUACCCAGCGAGGUUAUCAGUAGGGCUACUUCCCCACUACCUCCGGAAUACUUGGGUAUUGACUGUGGUCAAUCCCUUAAUGUCAAGCUGCUAACACCCGAAUUUCUGCAUGUACAUGUUAACAUGGAGAUUGUAAAUCCAAAAUAUAUUGUUAAUUUCACAGCAAACUCUUUCCCUGAUGGUGUUGACAACGAAAAAGACCCUCGAAAGGUCUCUCGUUCAAGUGGCAAUGUACCAAGCAAGCCCUCUGUGAGUCUGAUUCAAGGAAGACUCUUUUUCCGAGAUGGAAAGUACCGCCUGGAACCACUAAAAAGGGAAAUAACGGGAAACGGAGGUCGCUCAAGUAGUAGAUCACCUCAGACUCCACCAAAACGAUCGGCCAGCCCAUCUCUUAAAUUCGCCUUGAAAUUGGGAGCCCAUCGUUUGCUUUUAGCUCCCAAAGAGGCCAUCUCACCCUUGAGAGAAUUCGCCAAUCGAGUGGUGAAACAGUUGACUGUUUUCGGGGUAACUGGAGCCCAAGUUAUUGCUCAAAAUGGGACCAACUGCAGCGCUGCCAAUAUGGAACUGAUGAAAAGCUUUGCUGAUAGGUAUCGACGUUUAAACAAACGUCUUUCUGUUUGUUCAAUGCCCACGUUGGAGGAGAACGUUGAUACAAUUCUUAUUGUCUUUCCGAAUUCAACAACUUCUAUUCUUUUGACGGAGAAGGGGACGUUUAUCACUUGCACGGAUGAAGGGACGAGAGUGGCCAUUAGAAGUGCCAUCUUAGCCUCGUCUCCCAAGAUGGUUACGUUGCCUUGUGAUAAUCAGCUCGAGGCCAUAUUGGAGCGUGAACACGAGAUGUUGGAGCAGGCGCGUCAGCAGUUGAUGCACGAUCGUCAGGCAUUCCACAUGGAAGUGAUUAAAACCAUGGAAAGUCAGGCUCGUGUUUUAGUGCAACAACAACAACAGCCUCAGACCCCUCAGGCCAUUCAAACCGCUCCUCCCCCGCCACCAAAUGUCUCUCUCCAACAGAUCCGUUCUCAAGCCUCUCUUCAGCAACAACAAUUUCGUGCUCCACCGUACAUACAACAGCAGUCAGGUGGACCACCUCAACUGCGUCCAGCCCCUUCCACCAUGAUGAUAAGUUCUGGCGGAGGUCUUCCUAGACCCCCGGAACUUGCCCCUAUGAUGUCUCAGCAAGCACCACUUCCACCAACAAAUACUGGCAUGCCACCCAUGACUGGUCCACCUAAAUUGGCCCCUUCUGUUAAUGCGACAAAAAUGGCAGAUGGAGAUGAAAGUGGUGAGAAAGAGUCUGUUGGUCAAGAGGAAAUUAAAAAGCCCAUUGAACAGCAGGAAGCGGUUGCUAGGCCGCAAGGCCCUGCAGAGAUUAUUGCACAACAGCCUAGUGCAAGUACUUCAGACCAACAGGUCGGAGAGGAGACUAUUACUGAGGUGCAAAAAGUAGGCCAGGUUGAGGAGCAGGAUAACGGAGAUGGUGAUGAGGGUGAGGAUGCUGAAGGAAUGGAAGAAGAUGAUGACGAUGAUGAUGAGUCAUGA
Rodentolepis nana is the source of this 3048-nucleotide messenger RNA. The record is from the annotation of a GenBank genome assembly. NCBI's taxonomy places the organism in Eukaryota, Metazoa, Platyhelminthes, Cestoda, Cyclophyllidea, Hymenolepididae.